CCUCCCCGCCCGCCCCGGCCAGCGCCCGGCCCUCGCUCCCGCCCGCCCGGCCCCCCCACGGGGCGCCCCGCCGCUCCCCCGCCCGCGGCCGGGCCAAGCCGACCCAAACCCCUCCCCUGUCUGCAGCAAGUGGCCGCCGGAGAAGGGCGGUGGCGGCGGCGGCGGCGCCAUCACGUGAGGGCCCUGCCUGGCGCUCGGCUCCCCUCGCCGCCGCCGACCCCCGGCCCCGUCCCGCGCCCCGCCGCCGCCUCGCCUCGCCUCGCCCCGCGCUCCCAUGCCCAGCAGCGUGGCAGUGCCGCUGGGGCUGGGCGCCUGCCGCAGGUCGGGGGCGCUGGCCGGGAUGCUGGCGCUGGUGGCGCGGCUGCUGGACUGGCUGCGCUCGCUGUUCUGGAAGGAGGAGAUGGAGCUCACCCUGGUGGGGCUGCAGUACUCGGGCAAGACCACGCUGCUCACCGUGCUGGCGUCAGGGCAGUUCACUGAAGAUAUGAUUCCUACAGUAGGCUUCAAUAUGAGAAAAAUAACAAAAGGAAACGUUACCAUAAAGGUAUGGGACAUUGGAGGUCAGCCAAGGUUUCGAAGCAUGUGGGAGCGUUACUGCAGAGGAGUCAAUGCAGUUGUUUACAUGGUGGAUGCGGCAGACUUAGAGAAAGUAGAAGCUUCAAAGAAUGAGCUACACAGUUUGAUAGAUAAGCCACAAUUGCAUGGAAUUCCAGUGUUAGUCCUUGGAAACAAAAGAGACCUCCCAGGUGCACUGGAUGAAAAGCAGUUAAUUGAGAAAUUAAACCUUUCAGCUAUUCAAGACAGAGAAAUCUGUUGCUAUUCUAUUUCCUGUAAAGAGAAGGAUAACAUUGACAUAACAUUACAAUGGCUUAUUCAGCACUCCAAAUCAAGACACUGUUGAAGAAAACUUUUGCUGAAGAUAACUCUUUCCCAAUCACUUUGAUUCCUAUCAGCUACACACAAUUGAAAAGAUAAAGAAUGCAACUGUGUACUACCAGGACUCACUUUGGUCAUAUUUGUUAACAGAAGUAAAACUGAGUUAUAGCUUGUCUCUCUAUUUUGGUUCUUUUUUAAAAAACUCCAGGUAUUUGUCGGCCUAGGUGAAAUUCCUGAACGCCUUAAUACAAGACUGAAAGAAAUGAAUACAUUUUUGGGCUGAAAUGUUUGAGUUCAUGCAUGUGAAUUGUCAAAUACUUAGUAAUUUUUUUCUAAUUUGAAACAUAAUAAACUGCACAGUGGAAACAGA
Molecule: messenger RNA, 1246 nt
Organism: Falco peregrinus (peregrine falcon)
Lineage: Eukaryota; Metazoa; Chordata; Aves; Falconiformes; Falconidae
Product: ADP-ribosylation factor-like protein 8B
Exons: 7
Coding region: 275-901 (208 amino acids)
Biological process (GO): protein transport; anterograde axonal transport
Cellular component (GO): lysosomal membrane
Molecular function (GO): GTP binding; GTPase activity
Source: RefSeq, a predicted model, not a curated record